Glycine soja is the source of this 1788-nucleotide messenger RNA. Its product is annotated as cyanogenic beta-glucosidase-like. Lineage: Eukaryota; Viridiplantae; Streptophyta; Magnoliopsida; Fabales; Fabaceae. Gene Ontology annotation, biological process: carbohydrate metabolic process. The record is from RefSeq and is a predicted model, not a curated record. Gene Ontology annotation, molecular function: beta-glucosidase activity. The transcript has 13 exons. Bases 50 to 1600 code for a protein of 516 amino acids.
UUGAGAGAGCACAAUCACUUGCUUAAACUUCACUCCGAGAGUUACGAUUAUGGCAUUGAAUUUGAGCAUGUUACCAUUGCUCUGCGUUUUGUCUCUUUUUGUUACCUCGGCCAUCACAAUUACUCUUUCCAAGAGCGUUGCACCCAUUCAUGACGUUUCUUAUCUCAACCGGAGCAGUUUCCCGCAAGGCUUUAUUUUCGGGUCAGCAUCCUCAGCAUAUCAGUAUGAAGGUGCUGCAAGGGAAGGUGGAAAAGGACCGAGUAUAUGGGAUACUUUCACUCAUAAAUACCCAGAAAAAAUAAAAGAUGGAAGUAAUGGAGAUGUAGCGGACGACUCAUAUCAUCGGUAUAAGGAGGAUAUUGGAAUCAUGAAGUAUAUGAAUUUGGAUGCUUAUAGAUUUUCCAUUUCAUGGUCUAGGGUACUACCGAAAGGAAAGCUUAGUGCAGGUGUAAAUCAUGAAGGAGUAAACUACUACAACAACCUCAUCAAUGAGCUCAUGGCUAAUGGUCUGCAACCAUAUGUGACCCUUUUCCAUUGGGACGUUCCCCAAGCCUUAGAGGAUGAGUAUGGUGGUUUUUUAAGUCCUCACAUUGUAGAUGAUUUUAGGGACUAUGCUGAACUUUGCUUCAAGGAAUUUGGCAAUAGGGUGAAACAUUGGAUUACUUUGAAUGAACCGAGGAGUGUGAGCAAGAAUGGCUAUGCAAAUGGCAGGUUUGCACCUGGUCGGUGUUCUGAUUGGCUAAAACUGAAUUGCACAGGUGGUGAUUCCGGAACUGAGCCCUAUUUGACUUCGCACAACCAACUUCUUGCUCAUGCUGCAGCAGCCAAACUGUAUAAGACCAAGUAUCAGACAUCUCAAAAGGGUUUAAUAGGGAUUACCUUGAAUUCUGACUGGUAUGUGCCGGUUUCUAAAGAGAAAUCUGAUCAAGACGCUGCACGUAGGGGCCUUGACUUCAUGUUUGGAUGGUAUAUGGACCCACUCACAAAAGGUGAGUAUCCAAAAACCAUGCGAUCUAUGUUGGGAAACCGGCUACCAGAGUUCUCCAAAGAAGAAGCCAGGCAACUAAAAGGAUCAUUUGAUUUUCUGGGCCUAAACUACUACUCAUCCUUUUAUGCUGCCCAUGCACCCCACCAACGUGGUGCCAGACCAACCUUACAAACUGAUGCUCUUGUUAAUGUUACAAAUCACCAUGACGGCAAGCCCCUUGGUCCAAUGGCUGCUUCUAACUGGUUGUGCAUUUAUCCACGAGGAUUCCGGCAACUGUUGCUUUUCAUCAAGAAGCAAUACAACAACCCCUUAAUUUACAUUACUGAAAAUGGUUAUGACGAGUUCAACGAUCCAACACUAUCACUUGAAGAAAGCCUUUUAGAUACUUACAGAGUCGAUUACUUAUAUCGUCAUCUUUAUUAUCUUCAAACUGCAAUCAAGGAUGGCGUGAAUGUAAAGGGAUAUUUUGUAUGGUCAUUGCUGGAUAAUUUGGAGUGGAACUCUGGCUAUACUGUGCGAUUUGGACUCGUCUUCGUGAAUUUCAGGGAUGGCUUGAAAAGAUACCCAAAACUCUCGGCACAUUGGUUCAAGAAUUUCCUCACUAAAUCUUAGUUAGACAUUGGUUUCGAAGAAAAUGAGAUGAAAUUCAGGUUAAAAAAUAAGUAAUAUGUACUCAUUCGGUUCUCUGGGGAAAAAGAUUUGUAACUAACAAAAAUUUGGAGCAGAUGGUUGAAUUAUUAUUUUUUUGGGUUACAAUGCUAAAUAUCUAUUAAGUCUUAUUGGAGAACUUGUGGACUAUC